AUGGGGCCUGCCAACAACAAUGCCUCGGACAACGAGCAGCAGGCCUCGCCGCGGUCGCCAACACCACCAGCGUUACCACCACAAGCACCACCACCAAAAAAGAGUUUAUCAGCUAGGUCCCUACAGUCUUUAUACCCAUUCCAACCGAUAAAUCAAGCAAACCCUGCAAUUCAACCGCUACGGCCGUUGGCAAGUGUGCAUUCCCCACUGCUAUCUCAAGCAUCCUCGAUACCGCAGGUCCGGCCUCUGAUGGAGCGAGAUCGAAGCACGACAUUGUCUUCACUAGAUAUACCAUUCCAUUCAGUAGAGAGAGAACAUAGCCAAAGAGACAAGAUCAAACAACAGCGCAAUGGCGAUUCCCAUGAUUCGGGAUCCAAAAACAGCUAUUUCAAUCUACAAAAGCAACGGCCGGAGAUGAUGCGCGAGCGAAGUGCCACUUUUCCCGAGAUUUUCCACCUUGAAUCAAUGAAGGCUUCGAGAACUUCCACCACGGCAACACCAACGGCAACGUCGCCGUCUUCUUUAAAAUCCGUCACUUUGAGCCAUCCUGAAAGCCCCACUUGGCUAUUGAGCGAUCUUUUAUCGAAUCUAAGCUCGUUAAAGGAUAAAGACGAGCACUACAUUGUCCAAAUAUCCAACGACCUCGUGCAUCUUUUCCAAACUUAUGCUCACCUCGAGGAAGAAGUGCAAAUCACAACCGUUCUACCGCGAAUUCAAUUUAUGCUAUAUCACCCCGUUUCCGAGGUGCGGUCAGCGUGCUAUCGGAUUUUGAGACACUUGAUAACCAGCUACCAGAACCUCAUUCUCCUUGUGCAGCUGAAGAUACUCAUAUUCAUCAUCAUGAGCUUGGCUAAUGACCAAUCGCGGUAUAACUUGGUGGAAAUGGAGCAGGCGUUGAAAUUGAUCAGGAAGUUUUUAACCAUCGACAAGGGUGCUAAUUUGUUAUCUGUCGGAGUGAUCAAGUCCUUGAUUGCCGUGGUGGAAAGUAACGAUAUCGACGACCAUCGGAGCUCAGCUAUCGUGGCCAACUACGGCGUAGCUGUCGAACCCAUCUCCGAAGGAUUUAGACAUGCAUGUUUGGAGACCUUGUGUGAGAUUGCAUUGGUGAAACCCGAGUUGAUUUUCCAUGCCGGUGGGUUCAAAUUGAUUAUCACUUCGUUGAUCGAAGACCCCUUUGAAAUUUCGUCGAGUUGUUUAUUAAUCAUCCUCCGACUAUUAAAUUUUGAAAAUUCGCGCAAGUUCUUGAGAAACGGGUUUGACUUGGACUCUUUAAUUGCGGUGUUUUCCACUGAUGAACCAGACACCCUGGAGUCGCUAGAGUCCUUCAACAACAAGUUUAAAAAAAUCUCCAACUAUAAACUACAGAGAGUCGCUUUUCUCAUUUCCUCCUUGCUAAAGGACUUCAACGGGCUAAUGGCAUUCUCGAUACAUGACUUUACCAGUAUCAGAAACCUAAUGCUAAAUCUAACGAAAAAAAACUCUCGUGCCCAGAAUUUCAUCUUGGACAUCUUGCUCGACUGCUUGAGGUUUCAAGUGUUUCCGUGGUUGCAAAGCAGUCCAAUUGGUGACUUCUUGACCCGUUUCAACGACCUCAAACGACUGCAACUGGUUCGCACGCAAGGUUCGAAUUGGAAGAAACAUGAACGCAGGAAUUUCCCGUUUGAAUAUGAUGAGAUCAAGGACCAUUUUACCGCUGGGAUUGUACGCCAUUACACCGGCUUGCUUACAUAUGUACUUAUAAAGAAUGGCAUCUUUGAAAGCUUGCUCACGAUUAUAAAUGGACCGGAGAGUCCAAAUGAUUUGAAAAAAAAAUCAACUUUGUUGCUAACUAAAUUAUACACCGCGGCCAAUAAUUUACUACCAUACGAGCUGAUUACAUGUGAGAUGCGGUUGCCAAACGUGUCCACCCAGGUGUCAUUUGAAGUUGUAAGAAUGACGCGCUCUAAAGCUGACGCCAACACCGAGUUCAACUCCUACGUCAAGUCCAAGAUCAGUGACAUAUACGUGCAGUCCAAUUCCCACGUCAAUGACGACGAGUUUAAAGCAAUGAUCACAAACAGCAGGGUAUUGGCUAUAAAGGAGUACGAGGAAUGGAACUGGACUUUGCUCAUUGACAUCAUUCAAGGACCAUUGAACAACCCACGACGGCUCGAAGAAGUCUUGGAAAGGUCACCCAAGUUUCUUAAGCGGUUAAUGUCCUUUUUCAGGCCGUUUAAAUAUCGAUUUGCAAACACUUCGAAAAAGGCCAAGAAUUUCCAAAAGUACUUGACUGCCGGUUGCCUGCUACUUGAAAUGUUGCUCACUUCAAAUGUCGGGUUGAAAUACCUUGCCAAUAGCAAAAUGAUGCCGCAACUUUCAGAGAUUGUUGCCCAAAUCGACCCAUACAGCGGCAUUAGUUCCAAUGACCCCAUAUUGGGAGCACGCAGGUUUGAAAGCGCAGCGUCAUUGGGGUAUGUCAAAUUCAUUGGAGUGUUGAGCAACACAUCGGAAGGAUUGGAACUUUUAACGUCGUGGCAGAUUUUCACCUUGAUAUUCAACAUCAUCUCGGCAACAAACAAACCCGAGAGCAGCAACAAGAUUUUUGUCUUGAGUCUUUUCAAAAAUGUCAAUUUUACCAUGAGUGACUCGCCAUUCCGCGGUCUCCUCAAGAUGUGCUUUAGUGUUUCAAGCUACAAGAUCAAAAUCCAUUUGCUUAAAAAUCUCAUCCCAAGCUUAUUUGCAAGAAAAGACUGCGAGUUGCUAUGCAUCGAGAUUCUCGUUGAAAACUUGUAUGAUUCGCAUCUGGACAUUGUGCUACGGUCAAUCGAACAACUAUACGAGCACUACAAAGCAAAUGACUUCAAUAACAUCGAGCCGUUAUUGACGCGGCGCCCCGCGGUCGCCAUUUUGUCAAAUUAUCAAGUUGGACGCAAGUUCUUGGUGCAUUUUCUUACUAAUCCAGAAGGAUUUGCCUAUCUCUUGGAGGACGGAUUCUUGGAAGACGAAUUUAAUAGGUUUACCCAUAUUGAAAAUUUCUCCUUUACCAGGAAAAUCGAUCAGUUGAUCCGGCAACAGUUUUACCCAUAUGUGAAUACCAGCGCGAUUGAAGUUCAAACAUGCGAAAGUGGGAUUGAAAGCUCGUCGCUUUAUUUUUUCAAAUGUUUGUUGUCGACUGAGGAAGGGUUGAUUUUCUUCCAGGAUGGUCUGGGGAAAGCGUUUCUUGAUCAUUUGAUAUCCACGAUUGAAAUCAUAUUCAACCAGAUAAACAAGGACGAUGAGUUUUUGGACAUUGAUAACCAGGACCAAAUCCAUUGCGAUUUGCUCAACUUGCUCAAACAAAACCUAUGGAUGAUUGGGCAAAUCGGUUCCGGCAAAUAUGGCAUCCAGUUACUUGACCCCAUGUACAAUAUCAAUUUGAAAUCUUCAGUGAUCGAGCUUGUUUUGGACAAUUUCAGCCAUUGCCCGCUUUGGGAAAUCCGAGGCUUGUGCUUUUACGUCAUUGGCUUGUUUUCCACCACGGUUGAAGGCAUCGAGAUCUUGGAUGAGUUUGGCUGGUAUGUGGUUUUGGACCAGUAUGGCCAGAGUAAAGGGUUAGCGUACCCCAAAUCGCGCUCGGAUAUCAUCACCACCACCACCAAGAAAAACCAGGAUCGGGCUAAUCUUUUCAAUCUUGAAAUUGUUAACCCAUAUCGGGAUUUCCAAUACUAUCUCAUCUUCAGCAGUCUCGUCGAAAAAACCAUUGAAGACUCAUUGCCUCCUUUACAGCUCAAGGUCAUUCAAAACUUGCAAAACUUGAAUGCGAUAUUAUCUAAAAUCGAGUACAAGUCUGUGCGAGACUUGUCGCGGUUGAAAAUUCAAGAACAGGCAAGCGAGAUCUUCAAUGACGUUGAUUUGUUUCUUGAAGUUGUGCGGUUGAUUGACAAGGGCAAUUUCUCAUUCCAUAAGCGGGCAUUCAUUUUUAGAUUGUUCACCAAAGACACGAGAGUUUUGGAAGAUGUGCUAAAGAAAGAAAGAGGAGGUUCAUUUCGGAUUCAGAAUUAG
Messenger RNA from Lodderomyces beijingensis, 4020 nucleotides. The record is from the annotation of a GenBank genome assembly. NCBI's taxonomy places the organism in Eukaryota, Fungi, Ascomycota, Pichiomycetes, Serinales, Debaryomycetaceae.